UCGUGAGUCGUAGGUAAAUAGGUAACCGCCCAAACAAGCCUCGCGCCACAGCCGCCGAGCCCGGUACCAACGAGUUGGUUAAUCAACUAUCGAGACUUCGAGCGAGUGUGCCUGUGCAAGUCCGCCUCGCCGCGCUCAGUCGCGCGGACGUGUUGUUUCGCGCCAAAAUGAUAGCUCCGUUCCGAUUUCACGCAUCGAGAGUUUAAACGAUCGCUUCAACUGUUAUUUUUUACUCUGAUCAAAAUCAACAGUUUUUGGUGAUGUGAGUGAUACAUAAGUGACUAGUGAUUGUAUCUGUUUUAUUUUUUUUUAAUACACAAUGCAAACGGUUAAUAUUUUUGAUUAUUUGUCAAGUGUGAACGAAAUUGAACUGUUGGGAAAAUGUUGACAGGAUUCCUAGUGUUGUGUGUGCUCGUUUUAAAUAUAUUCCCAUCAGGGUUGUGUUCUAGUCUACUAUGCGGGCGCACAGAGAAGUUGGAGCUUGGCAGCAACAGCGGCGCGGGGGCUGCGCUCGCGCUUGCUCUAGUGCGGUCUCCCUCCGCUCCCCACGCUCCCUGCCAGCUCAGCCUCACUGCCCCUGAGGCCGCGGCCUUCGCUGUCAGGCUUAUUGAUGUUAAGGAGUCACUAUCAGAAUGGGACAGAGGUAUUCUGACGGACCUCCAGGUGCCGCCAGUCGCCGGCGCACUCAACCGCAAAUGGAGUGCGCGAACAGCUGCUCACGCGCAGGACACGGCGACCGACCAAUCAGCGCCCGUUAACAACAGCACUGAUGCUUGCAAGCUGCUUAUUUACAUCGGAGACGCCAAAACACCGAUGUGGCGUCUAAACCUCUGCGGAGGAAAUGCGGCAGCCGUGGCAGCGAGAGCCGGUACCAAGCUGCUACCAUCCAAGUUGAGGAUCGUGUGGAACCCCCCCACUUCGCCCUACCAGCACACGGAGAAGUUACGGCUGGUCGUUACUGCGAUUAAUAGUGGUUCAAUCUGUACCAACGACUCCCAAUUCGUCUGCGGAGUGACCAGUCUCUGCAUAUCCUCGUACCUCGUCUGCGAUGGAGUUCGUCACUGUCCUGGUGGAGAAGACGAAGACCCGGGUGCCUGUUCUCAUAGACACGAUCCUCCGUUACUGGAACUCCUGAGAAGGUUUGCUGCAAGGAACCAAGAACUGCUUGGGUUGGACCAACCUGAUGGCAUGACGAAGCCUUCGGUUAUAAGCGAUUUGACCCUUUCAGUGAAGAUCAGCGAGUCGGAGAAACCGUCGAAUGCCUUCAUGGAGUUCGCGGCAGCUCUGGAGCCGUACGGACCCUGGAGCUACAUGGUCGUAGGCAUGCUGGUCUGCGCUACUAUACUCAUGUUCUGUUUGGCUUGGGAAUGCUGCUGCAAACGCUCAAAGCCAUCAGACACUCCAGUCACCAUCCCGCCAUCUUGCAUCGACCUGUCACCAACAGUGACAGUGACAGCUGCAUCCCAGCAACUGUUCACGUCCCCCCUGCCUCCCUCGCCACCGGAGUACGAGCCUCCUCCAUCGUACUCCUCACUGUUCCCUCGCGCCUUCAAGUCUUCACCAACGCCGGUACCACACUGCUCUCAUCAGGAACCUCCGGAUUGAAGUGUUGGGUAACUGUUCUAGCUAGUACGUAGGUAGAGUAUUGCAAUUCUUAGGGUUAAGUGUACAAGUGUUUGACACGGAUUUGUUUUGUUGAUAGCCUUUUGUGGUUGGUGUAAAUUUUGCUGCUUUCUUGUGUAGUAAAUCUUGGUAGUGACGUAAGAAGCGACCAAGUAAAAGAUGCACGGGUCAAUCGACCAUAAG
Messenger RNA from Helicoverpa armigera (cotton bollworm), 1806 nucleotides. RefSeq lists its product as uncharacterized. The record is from RefSeq and is a predicted model, not a curated record. NCBI's taxonomy places the organism in Eukaryota, Metazoa, Arthropoda, Insecta, Lepidoptera, Noctuidae. Gene Ontology annotation, molecular function: protein binding. The transcript is spliced from 7 exons. Bases 382 to 1605 code for a protein of 407 amino acids.